Molecule: messenger RNA, 1888 nt
Organism: Xenopus laevis (African clawed frog)
Lineage: Eukaryota; Metazoa; Chordata; Amphibia; Anura; Pipidae
Product: sialic acid-binding Ig-like lectin 12
Exons: 9
Coding region: 367-1716 (449 amino acids)
Source: RefSeq, a predicted model, not a curated record
AUAGGGAGAGAGACAGGAGGGAGAUGUUGAGAAAGCUUUGUGGAGCAAGUGGUUAGAAAAAUGUAAAUUUAAUGAAAAAGAGAAGAAAGAGAAAAAAGGAACCAUUCUGAGAGUUGGGACUGCAGAGAGAGCAAGUAUUGAGUUUCACCUGACUCAUCCACAAUACGAAGUUAUGGAUCAAGGUAAACAGCAGGAUUUCACAAUGGAGUAAAUUAAAAACAGAAAGCUGUGUUUUGGGGAGAGGGGGACACAGAGAAGGAGGGAAAAAGACAGGGGAGUUCAGAAGAAAUUGAUUUAAACACAAACAGAAAGCUAUUUUCUAGGUAAGAGAGUCUGUCUGUAGCCCCUGAGCCUUCUGCAUUGACCAUGAGGAUGUGGUACAGUGGAUUCAGGUUCCUUUGGCAGUACCACCCAGUUCUACUCUUUCUGCUGUGGGAGGGCAGGAAUUGUCAGGAACAGACAGAGGAUCUACCAGGGUUUACAAUUGAGGCACCAGCAGAGGUGACAGUGCAGAGGGGACUCUGUGUGCUCAUCCCCUGUAACUUUACUGUUGGUCCUGGUUAUAACUUAACCAAAGAUGCCAUUGGAAUCUGGUAUAAAGGACAUCUUGGUGGCCCAGUUGCAGCUUCUACUGUCUCCUCUCGGUUCCCUGAUACAACAAACAGGCGCUUUAUAUUCACUGGGAAAGUGAGUGCAGGAGACUGUUCCUUCUCUAUCAGUGAUGCACAACCAGGAGACACUGACCAGUACUACUUCAGACUUGAGGGUCCUUUAAAAAUUAACUACCUUCAUAUCCAGCCAAAUGUAUCUGUGACAGACCUAAAAGAACCUGAUAUAUCUCCCACCAAGUAUCUGACCGCUGGUGAAGAAGUGACUGUGACUUGCACUGCUCCUACACACUGUCCUGGGCUCUCUCCAACCUUCACAUGGGAAGGAAGUGUAAAUACAGAAAAUACACAGAAUAAUACAUUGAGGCACCAAGAUGGGACUGUCACCUACUGGUCAAAUAUCACUUUCACUCCAUCACUGAGUGACCAUUUUUCCUCCUUAACCUGCACUGUGACUUAUAAACAUGAGUCUGCUACAACAAGCAUCACCUUGAAUGUUGAAUGGUUUACAAUUGAGGUACCAGCAGAGGUGACAGUGCAGAGGGGACUCUGUGUGCUCAUCCCCUGUAACUUUACUGUUGGCCCCAGUUAUAACUUAACCAAAGAUGCCAUUGGAAUCUGGUAUAAAGGAUAUAAUGGACAUCCAAAUGGUCCAGUUGCAGCUUCUACUGACUCCUCUCAGUUCCCUGAUACAACAAACGGGCGCUUUAUAUUCACUGGGAAAGUGAGUGCAGGAGACUGUUCCUUCUCUAUCAGUGAUGCACAACCAGGAGACACUGACCAGUACUGGUUCAGACUUGAGGAUAGAGAUAAUCUAAGAGUCAGCUUCCUAAAUAUCCAACCAACUGUUUCUGUGACAGAUCCCAAGGAAACGUGUUUGGAUUCCAAAGUGAUUCCUGCAAUGGUGGCUGGAAAUAUUUUCAUUUUAGCUCUGAUGGGCCUGGGAGGUUUUUGGUACCUGAAAAGGACCAGGAAAAUGCCAGAGAAAGGUGAAACAAGAGAAGGUCCCAAGCCAAAGGCUGAAGAGUCUACAUAUGAGACACUGAAGACUCAAUCUCAGGAUACGUACAGCACAUUGAAUCUGCCAACAAUCAGCAAGACUCACUGAGUGACUAUCCCCCUCAACAAAUCACUCAAAUUUACAAUCAUUUUACAAUUAAUUAUUAACUAUAAAGAAAUAUUUGUGCUAUGUGGGGUUGAGCUUUGCGCAGACACCUAGGGGCACAUUUACAAAGCUCGAAUUAAAAAAACUUCGAUUUUGGAAGUGUUUUUUGGGCUAC